Messenger RNA from Phaedon cochleariae (mustard beetle), 1335 nucleotides. The record is from the annotation of a GenBank genome assembly. NCBI's taxonomy places the organism in Eukaryota, Metazoa, Arthropoda, Insecta, Coleoptera, Chrysomelidae.
AUGAUGUGGGCCCUAAUUCUACUGCCUCUGACAGUAUUACUUCACUCAGAUGCUCAGCUCCUACUAGGAUCAUCCCAAAUCAAAACGACCCGAGUGAAAAACAAUCGUCAACAGACUAGGCAAUCAACAUUCCCUUCCCAGGAAUUUUACAAUUUCCCGGGAUUUUCAAGCUCUUCCAACACCAGGAAGACUUUCGACGCUUCCCCUGUAGACACGAACCUUCGGAUCUCUUUCAAUGGCACUGGCGUCUCGAAACAGUCAGGGUCAUCUUCAUUCAUUACAGGACCGUCUGCGACAGUAGUUACAGGACCGCUUUUGACAGCUGUGCCUGUGCUUACUAUUCCCUUUUUGCCCAAAAUGGCUGGUAGGGCAGCAGAAGAGUUUUUGCAGUUCGAAUGGAACGAUUUCAAGACGAGAUACAACAAAGUGUACCCUAGCGCAGUCGAGGAGCAACUACGCCGUGAAAUAUUCUUCGAAAACAUCGCAAAAAUCCAGAGAGUCAACCAAGAAUACGCCGAGAAGAAGCGCAGCUUCACGCAGCAAAUCAACCCCUACGCGGACAUGCUGCUGCACGAGUUCGUCGCAGAUCUGAACGGCUUCAACAGAUCGCUGAAGACGCAGCAACGCGUAAUACCCCAAGCGACUGCGUUUAUUCCCAGCGCCAACGUCGUUUAUCCCACCGCAGUCGAUUGGAGGGAUGUCGGUGCUGUCAGCGACGUCAAGAGUCAGGGGAAGUGCGCUGCUUGCUGGGCUUUCGCUGCGGCUGGAGCAUUGGAGGGUCACCACUUCAGGAAAACAGGACGCUUGGUGGACAUCAGCGCUCAAAACCUGAUCGAUUGCACAGAACCUUAUGGCAACUCUGGUUGUUCUGGUGGCUUGAUGGACCCAGCCUUCGAAUACGUCAGACAAAACAAUGGGGUCGAUUCUGAACCAUCCUACCCCUUCGAAGAACGCAAUGCUGAGUGCAGGUUCAGAAGAGAAAACGUCGUUGCUACGUGUACAGGUUUCGUGGAUUUAGGCGUAGGGGACGAAAGGGGAAUAGAAAUGGCGGUGGCGACCCUAGGUCCAGUGACCGCAGCCAUAGACGCCGGUAGGGACACCUUCCAGUUCUACGGGGGCGGGGUCUACAACGAUCCAGAUUGCGGGAACAGGCCCGAACAAAUGAACCACGCCGUGCUGAUAGUCGGCUAUGGACAAGAGCCAGACGGCCAGAAGUUCUGGAUGGUCAAGAAUUCGUACGGGCCCGAAUGGGGUCUAGGGGGAUACAUAAAGAUCGCUAAGGACAACGGGAACCAGUGCGGGAUAGCUAUACAGGCUAGCUAUCCUUUGGUGUGA